This is a messenger RNA of Toxorhynchites rutilus septentrionalis, 615 nucleotides long. RefSeq names its product larval cuticle protein LCP-30-like. Bases 1 to 615 code for a protein of 204 amino acids. The record is from RefSeq and is a predicted model, not a curated record. The transcript has 3 exons. Lineage: Eukaryota; Metazoa; Arthropoda; Insecta; Diptera; Culicidae.
AUGGUUCACCAUCAAAUAUCUCCAUUGAGUUUUUCGCUGUUGGCUGUGAGCUGCGCUCUUGCCCAGUCUUACAACGAUGGCCGCUAUUCUCCGGAACAAAACCAGGGCAAAUAUGACGAUGGUAAAUACCGACCGGAUAACAGAGGAGCUUAUCGUCCAGGUGACAAUGGAAAGUACAGAGGAAACGGAAGGGUAUCCACAACUCGCAUCAGUACUAUCGGAACUAAUGUAGCCACCCAAAGAUACACUCCACCAGCUCGCAUUGUAACACGUCCACAAGUUGCCGCUCCAAUUACUCGAGUCGCUCCAGUCGCUCCAGUUGCUCAAAUCGCUCCAAUCGCCUCCCCUAUUGUGGCAUCAAACUUCCUUGGAUACAUUGGAAACGAUAUCGGAAUCAACGGAUUGACAAACCCAAUUGGUGAUCUAGGUUUGCUAUCCCAGAGCAACCUACACAUUGGGGAUAUUGGACAUCUGGGAACCCUGAACACCGAUUACAGUGCGCUCCUUGCUGGAAGUUCUUUAGGUUUGGGAUAUGAUUAUUUGGGUGGAUUGAACGGAUUCCAGUCCACGGGAAUUCAUCUUCCAACUCCACUUGAUCUUCCCCACAUUCUGUAA